AUGGCAUUCUUAUGUGUUGCAGGUCAGGGCAAAGUACCCCGCGCAGCUUUCAAUUUAGGAAACCUUUUCGGAGGUGGCGAGGAGCAGUCCAAGGGUGAGGUGCCUAAGGAUGUGGCAGCUUUGGUAGCCGGGCUGAAAAGCAGCACGGAGAACGCCUUGAACUCGAGGUGCAGCCGCCUCGAUGUGGAGCUGCCGCCAUCAUACCAGCUCGGAGUGGAGGACAAGACCAGAGCAUCUGCCCGCGUGACGGGCGAUGAGCAGAAGAAAGUGGUGCUCAAGGAGGUGGCGAGAGGAGACCGCGAGCUGGCUCGCGUCUUUGUCGAGAUGCUGAGCAUGGUGAAAGGUCUCGUAGUUGUUUUUCGGACACCUCAGUUGGAGAAGGCUGCCAAAAAAAGAUGGCGGCUGACUGCCGACGAGCUCAUGGUCGGCAUCGCAUGCUUGGGCUGCCGGCUUGGGCUUCUUGCCCUGUCGUCGGGAACGAUAUCUCUCCCGUGGGGCUCGGAACCACAACGGGAGAGGAUGUCUAGUCUGCUCAAAAGCUGCCUGGAGGAUGAUGCCUGGGAGGACAACCACCCAGCUGCCUGGUCAAGCCCUUCGGCUGGCCCGGUGGACGGGUCUCCGGAGAUUUUGCAGGACCUCGUUCCCGACCUGAACUUGCAGACCCUGCAACGUGCCGCGCGAUGCAUCGCCUGGAUGACUUUCACUUGCCGGCCACAGAACUCCUUCGCAGUCGAAGUGUACAUGGGUGGUGGCUUCUUGACGAAGAGGCUCGUCGAUGGGAUGGCUCGCGCCCUGCAAGCUUUUCGGGCUGAUGCGAUGAGGGAGGCCAGUGCUUUGCCUGUCUGCGGCUCCAGGAGCUCCGCGUCUGAGGAGCCUCCAGUGCUGUUGAGCUUCGACGGGAGAUCAGAAGCAAUUGAUGAUUUCUUGAGCGAGCAGCCAGCGCACGGCGUGGAGGUUCAUCGCCUCAGCGGGCAACCGCUGCCCCUCGCAAGACGCCUUCAGCGGCACCUGCAGGGCUCCCGUCGGCCAAAGAUGAUGGCGGUGCAUGGUUCUGCAUAUCCGAGUGAGCUGUGCCCAAGGGCAUGUGGACGUUCCAUGGAAGGAUCCUUUAAUGUGCUGGACUGUUUCCGAUGUCCUCGGCCGAAGAAGAACGAGAGCAUGCUGCGAGAGAUUUGUGAAGAACUGGCUGACAGGACGCUGGAGCUCGCAGUUAUCGACACGGGUGGCCCGGCGAUCGAAGAGUGGCACGUUCUCGACACGUGUCUGUGCAACGGGGAGGGGGAGUGGGAGAGAUCCUGCAUCAGCGAUUUGGCUGUCCAUGAAUUGCUAAAAACAAGGAAAUGCACUGUCGUCCGCGCAGUGUUUUCCUGA
Molecule: messenger RNA, 1371 nt
Organism: Symbiodinium sp. CCMP2592
Lineage: Eukaryota; Dinophyceae; Suessiales; Symbiodiniaceae
Source: the annotation of a GenBank genome assembly